AUGUUAUUCCAACGCAACCGCGUCGGAGCAGAAAUGUUCUUUCUGGAGGACUGUGUCCUUCCUGUCCAUUUUCACAAUAUCGACCGAACGGAAAGUACCACACGAGAAUGGGAGCGGGCGGAAAACAAUCAGCCUCAUCGCAAUCCUCCUCCUCCGGGCCCAGCGGAUGGCACGUCACUAAUGCCCCUGGGCUCUCCCUCGAGUUUCAGUCUUUGGGGGUGUGCGGAAGAGAUGGAAGGCAACUACCGCUUUCCACAGGGUCCAUCCUUUUAUUCCAAGCCCUGGGAAAUGUUGAGUGUUGGAGAAGCAUCCCCUCCUUUCUUUUCCAUCAUCAGCUUCUUGGAGGUUCCAGGCCCCCAGAGCAAAACGUUCCCAAGUUCCCAGGGAAAAACUAGCUCAGGGAAAGGACAUUUGCGUCUGAACGAUGCUCCGGGUUUUAAGGAUCAAAAGGAGGAAUCAUCCGCUGUUCGGAACGCGAUGUUUCGGCCUAGGCUCCUUGCUGUCUUACUGCAGUGGGAUUUUAUCCAGCUGCUGGUGGCCCGGGACACGACAUUCCAAAUCCCCCCUUGGAGUUUCACAUGGUCGUGCAUGGUCCCAGACCAAACCUCGGAAUUCCCCGUGUCCGUGGCGGGGUCGUGGAGCGGUCACCGGCUGACUGGGGACCAAGGGGCCGUGGGUGCGAGCUCUAACUGGAGCGAUGCUUCCCUGGCCUGGUUGGAGUCCAAGGACAACCUCCGCUGCUGCCUCUGGAACAGUCAACGGAAAAAUCGUUCCCUGCCCAGAGCUGGCCUAGAAGAGAAGUCUUGCAUUUCUUCACCAGUACCCACCUCUGCCCUUCAGCCAACUGGUGCAAGUUGGAACAUCCUCUGUUGGACAAAAGGAGACUUAAAGACUUUUGUUUGUCAUCUAACGGCAUUUUCUAAGACAUCUUUCAAGAGUUAUGACUUCAGGCUUCACCUUUUCUACAUCCUGUCAGAAGUGCCCCCAGAAGACUCACCGACAAUGCCCCAGAAAGGCAGUUUUAAUGUCGUUCCGUGCAACUGCCAAGUUCCCGAGGGCUGUGAAUGUGAAAUCCCUCUGCCUGCCACGCAGCUCAACUACACUCACAUCCUGUACUUGGAAAUCCUAAAUGAAGCGACAUCUCUUCAGUCCCCUUUCAUGGCAACUCAACCCAUCAACGUAGUGAAGCCCGAUCCGCCGAUCCGUUUGCAAAUGGAGAUGGUAGACUAUCGGCAGCUGAAGGUCUCCUGGUUAAGCCCAGCCUUGGCACCCUACCCGCUCCAGUACCAGGUGAAGUACUCGGUGAACGCCACCAAGACGGCAAGGCAGCAGGUUGCCGAGGUGGUGGCGGCCACCUCCUUGUUGGUGGACGACGUUCUGCCCGGUUCUUCCUACGCAGUUCAGGUCCGGGCCAAGAGACUUCGAGGUCCAGGUCUCUGGAGCGACUGGAGUCUUUCCCGCGCUCUCAACAUACAAGAAGUCAUGUACUUCCCCCCUAAAAUUCUGGCAAGCAUUGGCUCCAACGUUUCCUUUCGCUGCAUUUAUAACAACCAAAACGAGAGCAUCUCUUCAAAGAAGAUUGUCUGGUGGUUGAAUUUAGCCGAGAAAAUCCCCCCGAGCCAGUAUCAGAUCAGGAACGAUCACGUGAGUGAGGUAACCCUUCUCCGCCUGAACGCCACGAGACCCAGAGAAAAGUUCAUGUACCACGCGGUGUACUGCUGCCAUGACAACGAGUGUCAUCACCGCUAUGCCGAACUGUACACAGUAGAUGUCAACAUCAAUAUCUCAUGUGAAACUGAUGGCCACUUAACAAAAAUGACCUGCAGAUGGCCAGUGGACCCAAAGACAUUGCUUACAGGAAGUACUUUGCAGUUACGAUACUACAGGAGCAGUCUCUACUGUGCUGACUCUCCGAGCGCUCACCACGCCACGGAUGCAAAAGAUUGCCGUUUUCAGAACAACGGUUUUUAUGAGUGCACAUUUCAACCCAUCUACCUCUUGUCGGGAUACACAAUGUGGAUAACUAUUAGUCACCCAUUAGGGACCCUGGAAUCUCCACGAAAGUGCGUGGUUCCCGACUCUCUGGUAAAACCACUGCCUCCCUCCAGUAUUAAAGCAGAAAUCACCGUCUACACGGGCCUGCUGAAUGUAAGCUGGGAGAGACCGACCUUUCCUGAGAACCAUCUGCAGUUUCAGAUCCGCUAUGCCGGGCGGGGAAAAGACGUGCAGUGGAAGACGCAUUUCCAUAGCCCUAGGGCCAAGUCCGAAUCUGCCAGCAUAGAGGUUCUGGACCUCUGUGUGGUGUACAUCGUUCAAGUUCGCUGCAAGAGGCUGGACGGGAUGGGAUACUGGAGUGAUUGGAGCAAUCCAGUCUCCACGUUCGUCAGGGACAUUAAAGCUCCUUUAAGAGGACCUGAAUUUUGGAGAGUCGUUCAAGAGGACCCCGGGAAGAAAGCGAGAAAUAUCACUUUAUUCUGGAAGCCGCUGACGAGAAACCAGUCUCUGUGUAGCGUGAGAAGCUACUGGGUGCAUCAUCAGACGUCCAACCAAGUGACCUGGACCCACGACGCAGGAAACGGCACCAAAUCCACCUUUCCCUGGACGGGGCAGGCCCACACCGUGUCCGUCAUCGCCACCAACUCCGUCGGCUCUUCCUCGGCCAAUUUCAACUUGACGUUCUCACAGCCCAUCAGUGAGGUGGACAUCGUGCAGUCCCUUGGGGCUUACCCUUUAAACAGCAGUUGCGUGAUUCUUUCCUGGGUACUCUCGUCUCACGGGUACAACCUGAAGUCCUUUGUGAUCGAAUGGAAAAAUCUUAAUGAAGAUAAUGAAAUGAAAUGGCUCAAAGCGCCCACCAACAUUAACAAAUAUUAUAUUCACGACCACUUCAUUUUCAUUGAGAAGUACCAGUUCACUCUUUACCCGGUGUUUCUGGAAGGAGUUGGGAAACCCAAAACCACCGACCAGUUCAUCAGAGAUGAGAAUGAAAAGCGUCAGAGUGAUGCUGGGUUGUAUGUAAUUGUGCCGAUAAUAAUUUCCUCUUCAGUCUUACUGUUUGGGACAUUGCUGAUAUCACACCAGAGAAUGAAGAAAGUGUUUUGGGAAGAUGUUCCGAACCCCAAGAACUGUUCCUGGGCCCAAGGGGUGAACUUCCAGAAGCCCGAAAGCUUUGAGCAGCUUUUCACCAAGCCCCCGGAGGCCGUAGCCUUCGGCCCCCUGCUCCUGGAGCCCGAGGCGGUCUCAGAGGACGUCACCGUGAACAGCCCGUGGAGCGGCGAGGGGGAGCAGUACUCGGCCGCCCAUGCCUCGCUGCUGCUGCUCGCCGGGACCGGAAAGGCCCAGCCCGGCUCUGCCUGCUCCAGUGGCCCACGGGCCGGCUCCGGCUUCUCGGAGGGCCGCGGGCCAGGGAGCCCUUGGCGGGCGGCCCGAAGGCCCUCCAACGUCAAGUACGCCACCCUAGUGAACAACUCCAAGUCGGGAGGCCUCGACGAGCCGGACAGGGGGGCCAGCGGCUCUCUGGGCUCUCUGAGCAAGAGUUCCCUCCUUAGGGUGGCCCAGGACAGGGAGGCCGAGGCCCGUCCGUCGUAUCCGCUGCCCUCCUCCAGUGGCCUUUCGGAAGCUAUGGCUCAGGGGGUCCGCCGUCCUUGGGACGGCGGCCCCGGGCAGCCUCUUUACUGCCCCAGCCUCCCCCUGGGGAGGAGCGGCCAGAACGAGGCCUUAGUCCCGGAAUCCCCCAGGCCCACGCCCGGCCCAUCCGCUGCCGGCACCGGCGGCGGGGGGUCGCCUCGGGACGCUGGCUCGGAGUUCAACCCCUUCGUGGAACAAGGCCCCCAGUUGGGCGCCCCUGGGAAGAGGACCUUUGUCUCCUACAUGCCCCAGUUUCAGCGGAGCACCCACAGAGCCCAGGAGGCCAUGGAGAGCAAAACGUGUCACUUGUCCGCAUAA
Tachyglossus aculeatus (Australian echidna) is the source of this 3945-nucleotide messenger RNA. It is a transcript of the gene LEPR, whose product is annotated as leptin receptor. The record is from RefSeq and is a predicted model, not a curated record. Gene Ontology annotation, biological process: cytokine-mediated signaling pathway. The transcript is spliced from 21 exons. The coding region runs from base 1 to 3945 and encodes 1314 amino acids. Gene Ontology annotation, cellular component: external side of plasma membrane. NCBI's taxonomy places the organism in Eukaryota, Metazoa, Chordata, Mammalia, Monotremata, Tachyglossidae. Gene Ontology annotation, molecular function: cytokine receptor activity; protein binding.